Molecule: messenger RNA, 1712 nt
Organism: Parus major (Great Tit)
Lineage: Eukaryota; Metazoa; Chordata; Aves; Passeriformes; Paridae
Gene: GSDMA
Product: gasdermin A
Exons: 9
Coding region: 26-1537 (503 amino acids)
Biological process (GO): defense response to bacterium; pyroptotic inflammatory response
Molecular function (GO): phosphatidylinositol-4,5-bisphosphate binding; phosphatidylinositol-4-phosphate binding; phosphatidylserine binding
Source: RefSeq, a predicted model, not a curated record
CCUGUGAAACUUGUGGCCCUGGACCAUGAAGGGGAUUUUGGGUCAUUAUUUGGAAAUCUUCUUAAUCAUUAAAGUCACACUUUGUUACAGUGUCCUGGUAUUAUGUCAAGUAAUUUGGCUUAGGUUGUUUUCCCUCUUUCCCAAAGCACAAAUCCACUUGGCUUUGUUUCAAAACCUCAGCCACAGCAGAAUGUUUAAAAAACUCACCAAAUUCCUUGUAAAUCAAAUGGAUCCAUGCAAAGAAUUGGUCCCUGUCGAGAGCAUCGCAGACAACGAGCACUUCAGGCCUCUCUAUCUACUGAUAGAAAGAAGAAAAUCAAAACGCAUAUUCCACUCAGCUCCCUACUACCAGAGGACAGGGUUCACACUGGAAGAUGUGCUGCUGCCUGGAGAAGAUGGUAAAUGCAUAGAGUCUCUCCAUCAAGAUUCCAGCCAAUUUACCCUCACAAAAACCAGGGCUGACCAAGCUGAUGGAGGUCUCAGCAUUGCUUUUGACCCUGCAAGCGUAGGGCUGCAAGGAGGUGCCUCCUUGUCCAAAGAGUUUUCCAUUACACCACAGAAGAAGAGAGUACCACUGGAAUCACUGGAGGCACUGAGAAGAGAAAGGGAAAUCAACAUGGAUCAUUCCUUCAUCCAGCAACUACAGAGAACAGACAUUAAGCUAUGUAUGGUCACUGAAAUCCUUGAAGCCUCAGAGGAGGCAGUCUACAGGGAAUCCACCAAGGCAGACGGGGGCAUCAAGGCCAAAUUUUAUGCCACGUUCUGUGCACAGGGCACCAGGGAGGACAAACAAAGCAUAGUCAUACCCAAGGGCUGCACCCUGGCCUUCAGGACCAUCGGGCUACACAUCAGAGAUGGAGCAUGGGAUCUGGAUUAUUUCCCAGCAGAACCUGUGAGAAGGGCAGCUUAUGUAGCUGAUGGUCCCUCACAAGGAAAAUUAGGAGCAGUGGUGGCAGAAGUUAAAUACUCCUGCCGAAUUUUCCCCCAGCUGUCUUCUGACCUGCUGGUCAUAGUCUUAAACACCAUCAAAGCUGGGAUGAGAGACAAGAACCUCCUGCAGGAGCUCAGACAGAAAAUGGAAGAAGUUCCUGAGCAAAAUGAUGGUUAUGAGCUGAAAACUGAGAGCCCACACUUAGAAGAUCUGUUCAGCACCUUACAGCACUCUCUAAGAGAUCGUCUCUUUCCACUGGCAGAGGGAAUCACCUACGUCCUUGAUGCUUUGCAUGAGUUAAUGGACGAUCAGCUGCUGCUGCUGCUGGAAUCCUUGGAAAGGAAGAUUGUGUCCCAACAGCUGAGGCUGGUUGAAAACCUCCUGAAUCAUGACCUGGAUAAGGGGAAGGAGACUUUCCAUGUUGACGCUGAGCUGCUCUCUUUCCCACACGAGGAGGAACAGAGGUUAACCAUGGAACUGGUGGAGCUGAGUGGAGUGCAGCUCCAGGAAGAUGGAUCAGCUCUCCUGAGGGAUCAACCCUUUGAGGCCAUGGCAGCCUUGUUUGUGGCUCUGUACGCCCUCAGCCUCCUGAGCGGCUCUGAGUAGGAGGUACCUGGCCCUGCCCAGGGAACUUCUCUACAAGGUCUUGGGAAAUCUCUGCUCUCAAGCCAGGUUUCUGUCCCAGUAUCAUCCUUGUUAAUGCUCAAGGCUGCUUUGGCUGGCAAAAUGAAAUUUAAGGCACAAAAACUUAUGGACAUUAAAGGUUGGAUGUCAAAGUGGA